GCGCUGUCCAGUCCAGCGUGUGGACAGGUGCCUCGCGGGCAAUAACAGACCGAGUUUCCUUGGCCGACUGUGAACCUCCUACCGCCCGCGAAGCGGAGAUCAUGGCCUCUCCUCAGGGUCUGAAGGCCCCGCUGGAAUUCGGGGGCCCCCUGGGCGCUGCGGCGCUCAUGUUGCUGUUGCCUGCCACCGCGCUGCACCUGCUCCUGGCGGCCCGCUCCGGCCCGGCUCGCCUCCUGGGGCCACCUGCGCACCUGCCGGGACUCUCCGAGCUGUGGAAUCCUCGGGUGCUGCUGUUGUUGCUCACCUGGCUCGGCCUGCAGGCGGCGCUCUACCUGCUGCCGGCACGCAAGGUGGCAGAAGGGCUGGAGUUGAAGGACAAGAGUCGCCUGCGUUAUCCUAUUAACGGCUUCCAGGCCCUGAUGCUGACCGCCCUGUUGGUAGGGCUGGGGAUAUCCGCGGGACUUCCCCUGGGGGCUCUCUCAGAAGUGCUGCUGCCCUUGGCGUUCGUGGCCACCCUCACUACCUUCAUCUUCAGCUUCCUUCUCUAUAUGAAGGCUCAGGUGGCCCCUGCCUCAGGCCUGGCACCUGGGGGAAACUCAGGCAACCUCAUUUAUGACUUUUUCAUGGGACGGGAGCUGAAUCCUCGGAUUGGUUUCUUUGACUUCAAAUACUUCUGUGAGCUGAGGCCUGGCCUCAUUGGCUGGGUCCUCAUCAACCUGGCCCUGCUUCUGCAGGAGACGGAGCUUCGAGGGAGCCCCUCCCUGGCCAUGUGGCUGGUCAAUGGCUUCCAGCUGCUCUAUGUGGGUGAUGCCCUCUGGUACGAGGAGGCUGUCCUCACCACCAUGGACAUCACCCACGAUGGGUUUGGCUUCAUGCUGGCAUUUGGUGACUUGGUCUGGGUACCCUUCACCUACAGCCUGCAGGCUCAAUUCCUGCUGUACCACCCACAGCCCCUAGGGCUGCCCAGGGCCUUGCUCAUCUGCUUCAUCAAUGCCGUUGGUUACUACAUCUUCCGUGGGGCCAACUCCCAGAAAAACACUUUCCGGCAGAAUCCUUCCGACCCCAGCAUAGCUGGCCUUGAGACCAUCCCUACAGCCACAGGGAAGAGACUGCUGGUGUCUGGGUGGUGGGGUAUGGUCCGGCAUCCCAACUACCUUGGGGACCUCAUCAUGGCUCUGGCCUGGUCCUUGCCCUGUGGGGUGUCCCACCUGCUUCCCUACUUCUACUUCUUCUACUUUGCUGCGCUGCUGGUGCACCGAGAGGCCAGAGAUGAGCUGCAGUGCCUGCAGAAGUAUGGCCGGGCUUGGCACGAGUACUGCCAGCGUGUACCUUACCGGAUUGUGCCCUAUAUCUACUGAACAGUCCUGCUGCCCCCAACGGGGGCCAGGAAGCCAGGACAUACGAGGACUCCAGGGUCUGCAGCCAUCCCUGAGCCGGACCAGGCUCACAGAAGAGGUGUUGGGGAGCACUGUUCCCUUCUGCAUAAAUAUCCAGAACCUAUGGUA
Octodon degus (degu) is the source of this 1505-nucleotide messenger RNA. It is a transcript of the gene Tm7sf2, whose product is annotated as transmembrane 7 superfamily member 2. The record is from RefSeq and is a predicted model, not a curated record. Bases 102 to 1358 code for a protein of 418 amino acids. The transcript has 10 exons. Gene Ontology annotation, biological process: sterol biosynthetic process. Gene Ontology annotation, molecular function: oxidoreductase activity, acting on the CH-CH group of donors, NAD or NADP as acceptor. Gene Ontology annotation, cellular component: nuclear inner membrane; endoplasmic reticulum membrane. Lineage: Eukaryota; Metazoa; Chordata; Mammalia; Rodentia; Octodontidae.